ACCAUGAUGCGUGGAAUCCUCGUCAAAGCUUUGGGCGAUCCGCAUGUGAUGAAAAUGGCGGAGAUUCCCAUUCCCAAAAUCUCCCCGAACGAAGUUCUGGUUCGCGUCGACUACGCCGGGGUCAAUCCUGUGGACACCUACGUACGAGCAGGCACGUUCGGUCGCUCGCCACCCCUACCCUACACUCCCGGAAAAGACGGAGCCGGCACCGUAGAGCGAGUCGGGGCCAAAGUCAGGCACGUCGCCCCCGGAGACAAAGUCUUCUUCUGUUCGAUGUUCAGUGACGGAGGUCACGGGUCCUAUGCCGAGUUGGCGGUAGCCGAGGAGAAUGAAGUCUGGCCUCUGCCGGGAGGAGACUCGAGCUUAGGCGCUGCGCUAGGAACACCCUACUUGACGGCCUACAGAGCUCUCAUAACUAAGGGCAGAUGUACCAAGGGCGAAACCGUGUUGGUACAUGGAGGCAGCGGAGCCGUCGGUCAAGCCUGCGUUCAAAUCGCGAAGAACGAAGGGUUGCGGGUGAUCGCCACCGCGGGGAGUGCUGAAGGCCUCGACAUUUUACGUGAGCUCGGCGCCGAUCUCGUUCUGGACCACAAAUUGUCGGACGACAGGAAAAUCGCUGAGUUGAAGGAGAGAGCUCCCUCCGGAUUGGACAUCAUUGUCGAGAUGCGAGCGGAUCUGAAUCUAGGGACUGACUGUCAAGUUAUUGGCAAGAAGGGCAGGAUUUUGGUCGUGGGAAAUCGCGGUAGUACUACACUCGACGCACGAUUCUUGAUGUUUCCCGAAGCGUCCAUCUCAGGGGUGGCUAUUCUAGCGGCGACAAAGGAUGAGUUCAGAGAUGCGAGCAAGUAUGUCAGCGAUGGAGUGAGGGAAGGGUGGGCUCGUCCGAACAUAUCGAAGAUCUACUCCCUGGAGUCAGCACCCCAAGCUCACAUCGAUAUAAUAGAGAGUAGAGGUGGAGCCACUGGGAAAUUAUUGCUCGAUGUCGCCGCCUCUUUGAAAAAUGGAUGA
Messenger RNA from Galendromus occidentalis (western predatory mite), 1008 nucleotides. RefSeq names its product quinone oxidoreductase. The record is from RefSeq and is a predicted model, not a curated record. The transcript is spliced from 6 exons. Gene Ontology annotation, molecular function: NADPH binding; quinone reductase (NADPH) activity; mRNA 3'-UTR binding. Gene Ontology annotation, cellular component: cytosol. The coding region runs from base 4 to 1008 and encodes 334 amino acids. Lineage: Eukaryota; Metazoa; Arthropoda; Arachnida; Mesostigmata; Phytoseiidae.